Molecule: messenger RNA, 774 nt
Organism: Ictidomys tridecemlineatus (thirteen-lined ground squirrel)
Lineage: Eukaryota; Metazoa; Chordata; Mammalia; Rodentia; Sciuridae
Gene: Golt1a
Product: golgi transport 1A
Biological process (GO): retrograde transport, endosome to Golgi; endoplasmic reticulum to Golgi vesicle-mediated transport
Cellular component (GO): endoplasmic reticulum; membrane
Source: RefSeq, a predicted model, not a curated record
GGUCAACUCUGUGAGCAUGCACGAGCUCAGCUCUUUGGCUCUCACCACUAGCCAGUGACCAGAAGCCCCCCAGGUGGACCGCAGCAUGAUCUCCAUCACGGAGUGGCAGAAGAUUGGCGUGGGCAUCACCGGCUUCGGCAUCUUCUUCAUCCUCUUUGGAAUACUCCUGUACUUUGAUUCGGUGCUCCUGGCUUUUGGAAACCUGCUGUUCCUGAGCGGCCUCUCCUUCAUCAUCGGGCUGAGGAGGACGUUUUCCUUCUUCUUCCAGCGGCACAAGCUCAAGGGGACCAGCUUCUUCCUGGGGGGUGUGGUCAUUGUGCUCCUGCGCUGGCCCCUGCUGGGCAUGUUCCUGGAAUCCUAUGGCUUCUUUAGCCUCUUCAAGGGCUUUUUCCCCAUGGCGUUUGGCUUUCUGGGCACCACCUUCGACAUCCCCUUCUUGAGUGCGCUGUUCCGGAGGCUUCAAGGGACCAGCUCAAUGGUCUGAACCACAGAGAUGAGCUCUUUGCAAUUGGAUCGCUCAUUGAGGGGGCUGGAAGGGAGACGGGGGCCGCCUCUCAGGCCCCCACCCAGCACUGACUCACUCCCUGUCAUACGGGGCCUCUUCACAUGCACAAGGAAGGACGGAACUGAGUGACUGACCUCAAUCCCCAAGCAGACUCAAGAGGCUGCCAGACUCUUGGGAGCAGAGAUCUGGGCCCCAUGGAGACUGGACUGGGGCUGGCAUCCCAGCCUCACCCUGUAUUUAAAAGUGAAGAUUAAAUCCUCUGGUUCUGA